Molecule: messenger RNA, 2045 nt
Organism: Acyrthosiphon pisum (pea aphid)
Lineage: Eukaryota; Metazoa; Arthropoda; Insecta; Hemiptera; Aphididae
Exons: 2
Coding region: 124-1710 (528 amino acids)
Biological process (GO): DNA integration
Molecular function (GO): nucleic acid binding
Source: RefSeq, a predicted model, not a curated record
AAAUAAUGAUAAGAAAUUAUUACAAACAGUUUAAAAACAUAAACUAUUGAGAAUUUUAACAAAUAAAAACUAAAAAUUUUAAUUUUAAUAUUUUAGGUGUUCCGUCAAAUUGGAGUCGAUCUGAUGACACUUCCUGAAGUUGAUGGUUAUAAGUACGUUGUAGUGGCUAUCGACUAUUUUUCAAAAUGGUCCGAAGCUAGGCCAUUAUAUGAUAAAACUGCAGUUUCGGUAGCAAGAUUUUUGUACGACGAUAUAAUUUGUCGACACGGGUGUCCCAGGAUUCAAAUAAACGAUCAAGGACGGGAAUUUUUGAAUUCCUUAAAUGAUGAGCUCUCUCGCCUAACAGGAACUCAACAAAGAGUCACAUCAGCAUACCAUCCACAGGCAAAUGGCCUAGUCGAACGGCAAAAUCGAACAAUUAAAAAUUGUUUACUCAAAGUGCUGCAAAAUAAUGUAUAUAAAUGGCCUUCUAUUUUACAGGGAGUUUUAUUUGCUCACCGAACUGCACAACAUUUCUCUACAGGAUAUUCUCCAUUUAAAAUGCUAUACCAACGUGAAGCAACACUCCCGAUUGAUGUUGAUGGUAGUUCGGAAAACGAAGAAGAAAAAUGUGAAAAUGGUAUGAUAGAAAAUACAUUUAAUCAAGAAGAUUUUGAUAAAACAUUAGAAAAAAUGAUAAAUAUGAGGAACAUUAUGGAAAACCACGCUAAACAAAAUAUUGGAGAGGCUCAAAAACGACAACGACUAUCAUAUGCAAAACGGCACAACACUGGCUAUAUAUUUAAAGAAAAUGAUAAAGUCUUAGUAAGAAAUUUAAGGAGAGAUGACCGAAAGGGUGGCUGGAAAUAUGUACCUUGGGAAGGACCUUAUACUAUUGUAUCAAUUAAUAAAGGAAAUACGUGUACAUUAAAAUCCAAAAACAAAAUUUUAGCAAAAAAACAACAUUUAAGUAACCUUAAAUAUUUUAAAGAAUCUUCUAACACUAAUAUAGUUGACUUGAAAAAUAAUGUUGAAGAAAAACUAAUAGGGGAAAACGAUGAAAAUAUGAAUGAAGACUUCAACGGAGGAUUAUAUACAAAAUUAAAUACGCUAAAAGUCGAAGAAGUUGGAAAAAUAAAACGUAAAGAACUAACAAGUUUAAUGGAAGGAGAAUUAGACGAAGAUAAAGAAAAACAAAUAAAUAAUGAUAUGGUCGAUAAUGUUGAUGACGUGGUGUGUACGAGCCUUUCAGUAGUUGAUAAACGUCGUCGGGUAUUUAAUCCAAUUGCAAAACCAUGGCAGAUUCUAAAAUGCGCACAAUUAAAAUUAAACCUUACUAAAGUACUGGAAUUUAAAGGAAGAGGAACAUUUUUAAACAAACCAGCAGAAACAAAAAAUAUUAUAGGAGACGGUAAUUGCCUAUAUAGGGCAUUAUCAUACUGGAUAACAGGCACAGAGGACAAUCAUAUGGAAAUACGUAAACGUAUUGCUGAGGUGGUUAAAACUAAUAUAAAUAUCAACCACUAUAUUGGCGGGGACGAUAAAAUCGGUAUUUAUUUAGAAAAAAAUAAAAUAGAUAAUAAUGGUAAGAUUUAUUAUACUAACUUAUCCAAAUACAAAAACAUAAAUGCAAUAGAAUUAUCAAGAACUAAUUAUUUCUUAUAUAUAUUUAUUUUUAAAAACAUUUUGUGCAAUGUAAAUAUGAUUUUUUUUAGGUGUUUGGGGUACUGAUGUUGAAAUUUUUGCUGCAGCUCAAUUAUUAAAAACAUCAAUUUAUGUCUAUGCAACAACAACAAAUACAUGGCAACUUUUUAAUAAAAACCUUAAUUUAAAAAAAAAUAUUUAUCAUACUGAACGAUGCAUUUAUAUAAGAAACAUAGGUAAUGUACACUUUGAUGUGGUUCUAGGUGUUGUAUAGUGUAAUAAUUUUUAUAAAGUUAUAAAGUGUACAAGAAAGCUAAAGUAAGCUAGUAUAUUUAAAAAUCAAAUUUAAAAAAAAAUUGUCAUUCGUUAUUUUAUUAUUUUAAUUUCAUACCCUUAUGUAUUCUUCAAUAAUUAAUUGGUUU